AUGAAAUUCAAUAGAACUGAAGAUACCAGUAGCACAUUUCAGACUCGAGUUAUUGUCGGUGUGCUGAUCAUGGUGAACUUUGGCAAUUCGAUCAUUAUCUCUCUAGAGGCGUUGGGUCCCAACUUGGUUCUGUCCUUGGUGACUUCCGUUGUCAACACUGUAAUCGUCACACUUGCCCUAUAUGGGAUUUUCGCCUUCAAACCAAUUUUUGUCACACCCAACGUUAUCGCCAAAAUAUCACUGUCAUCGGCGGCGCUGUUCCACGGUAUGCAAAAGGCCGAGUCAGACGAUUCGACUUCCGUCUUCCACUUCCUCUGGUUGCUGACGUCGGUUUGCCUGUUCAUAUGGGAAAUUCAUGCCAUGUUUAGCACCACCUUCGGCAUCAUGAAGGAAAUGAAACUACGCGCAUACAGUAAACCACCACCAAGUUACAAUCAGGUACUUCAGAAUUUUCUUCUUUUAAUACUUUUAAAGUAG
Molecule: messenger RNA, 477 nt
Organism: Angiostrongylus costaricensis
Lineage: Eukaryota; Metazoa; Nematoda; Chromadorea; Rhabditida; Metastrongylidae
Source: the annotation of a GenBank genome assembly